Messenger RNA from Plasmopara halstedii, 1347 nucleotides. Its product is annotated as Endosulphine. NCBI's taxonomy places the organism in Eukaryota, Oomycota, Peronosporomycetes, Peronosporales, Peronosporaceae. The coding region runs from base 1 to 1347 and encodes 448 amino acids. Gene Ontology annotation, molecular function: protein phosphatase inhibitor activity. The transcript has a single exon. Gene Ontology annotation, cellular component: cytoplasm. The record is from RefSeq and is a predicted model, not a curated record.
AUGGAUUACCGUCAAUACCAGACACAGGAUAACUCGAUGCUAUCGUCUUCACGAGGCAUGGCACGACUUAAUGGCAGUAAUCGCGCAGCUUGGAAUGCCAUGGACUUGGAAAUUGGGGCACAAGUCCCGCCUGCCAACGCACGUGGGGCUGAAGACGGUGGUGCUUUAUCUGCACGUAAUGUGCUGCUGCAUCAGAAACUGCGCGAGCGAAAACGCUUUGAUUCGGCGGACGAUGCGAUGAAAAAGGCAGCAGCUCGUGCCGCCAGUCGGUAUCAGUCUCAGUCUCAGUCAACGAAGACUACUCAGGCUUCACCACGGAAUCAAAUGUCCACUCAAGCUCUGCCUGUCCAGGAGAAUACAUGUCAACGUCCUUAUUCUCCAGCUCAAAUUGGUCAAUCGGCAUUUUUUAAUGCUAUGCAAGGUGACAGUGUGAAAAGUACUCGAAAUAUACAAAGUAACACUCCUGCGGCAAUGAAUGAACCAUUAGGAGGCGCUCAGGAAGCUCGAAAUGUGCUCAUUCAACGCAAACUUCAGAGCAAAACAACAUUUGAUUCGGCAGAUUAUCAAAUGGCCAAGGGGCGACAACAAUCGACUGAGCAUAUGGAGGAUACGCCCAUGCAAGACGUGAGUGGAGUGAAUGAGCCAGUGAGCUCACCAUGCGCAACGUCGGUAGCGAAUGGAAGUCGACGUCAGUUUGCUAAUAUGAGUCCUAGUCGUGCGAGUAAAUACGGAUCAUUGGAGAGUAGAAAGAAGCCUAAUCGACGUGAUUUGUUGGACAAGCAACAGAACGAAGAUGAUGCAACGAAUCUUGAGCCGCAACAUACCGGAGCUUCUGAUUAUGGCAAAUUGUCGGCGGCUCACGUGCUCAUUCGACGUAAAUUAAAGGAAAGAAAACGUUUUGACUCAGCAGACUAUGCGAUGGAGAAACAGGGUCAACCUACUGAUGUGCCUGCUGAUGUCAGCGCCAGUCGUGCCGACCUCGGAGCGACAGCAGCCCGUUAUGGUACAUUAGGGGCUUCUCAAGCCUCAAUUGACCAUCAAGUGAAACAUAUUAAGUUAUCUGAAGCUCCAAGUGGUCGUGUUGCUUCACCUGCAAAUCAAGUCAUUGCGAAUGCAGCUCAGGCUGCAAUGGCCGCUCGUGCUGCACGAUAUGCUGGAAUUAAAGGAUAUGGUCAAGCAAACCAGGUGAGAACCAAUGGCUCUCCACAGGCAACUUGCGAUCGUUACGGACUGGAUAAAAAUUCAGCGCCUUCACCUGCUGCAAUAGCUCGGAAUGUGGUAUUGCAACAAAAAUUAGCAGAGCGAAAAGCUUUUGACUCGGCUGAUUACUUUAACAAGGCUGCUUGA